CAAAAGACCUUCUCCCCUCCCCUUCCUUCUCCACGUGCUUUCUCCGUGGAGCCCACCCUUCCCCUGUCUGUCAGGCAAAGCUCAUCCCGGACUGCUAGUUGCAGAGUACAGCCAGCUCCUGUAGUGGAGGGAGAUUGAUGCUUUAAGCUUUUCCAUUGUUUCAUGCUGAACUCCACGGCACUGACUGCAGGGAGGCAGCAACCUUGCACAGGUACAAUAGCACUUACUGCAGCUUUCAGCUCAUCAGCAAAACUGUCCAGAGACGAGCAUAGCCGCUUGACCAGCAAAAUGGCAUAAUUUGAUCUCCUCACUCCUUACCUCUUCCCACCUCAUGACAAUAUGUCAGGACUCAGCCCUUCAGCUUCUUUGCCAGAAGAAAUGGGAAAUGGAACAUUUUUGGAACUGUUCCCAACCUCCCUCUCCACCUCAGUAGACUCGUCGCCUUCCAGCCGAUUGUCGAACGUUUAUGUAUACGUGUCCAUCUUCCUCAGCUUGUUAGCCUUCCUCCUCUUGCUGUUAAUUAUUGCACUUCAGAGACUGAAAAACAUCAUCUCGUCAACGUCUUCUUACCCAGAAUACACUAGUGACGCGGGGAGCUCCUUCACCAAUUUGGAAGUCUGCAGCAUUUCUUCACAGCAGUCUUCAUUUUCCAACCUUUCUUCUUAGGAAAUGGGAAAAAACAAAAAGCAUAAAAAAAAUUCCUGCAUGAGCCAUGGAAGCUACAAACAGAACAUAAAUAUAGCUGGCUAACUCUAUUUUUAUUGGCGGUUCUUCUCAGCAUAAUGUUGUUGAUUUUUUCUCCCCAUCUGCUCGUAUUCAUAUGGCACUCAAUGAGCCGGUGCAGGAAUUCCCCACCCAUAGUAUAAAUAAUGUAAGUGUAAUUAUGAUCAUAUUCAUCGAUACAGCAUACUGAAUUUUCUAAGAAAAAAAAUGAAUGACAUGCGUAUUUUAAUACUGGCAACAAAUUCAAACUUUUUAUGUAUAUUACUGAAAUUUAUAUUUCCCACCUUUACUUAUAGGGAAUUAAAAAAUACCCUUCCUGUAAGACGUCAUCUUAGAUUUCCAGGGUGGAUUUUUUUCUUUAUCCCAAACUAUCACAGGAGGUUAAAGUGCCUGCACAUUAUAAGAAAGAGAACCCAGUAAUGUAAAAAUAUCAAGGGAAGACAUAAAUGCAAAGAAAAGAGGUUUCUGUAGUAAAGUGAAGGACAACUAAUGGUUACUACAAGGACUGCUAUGGUAACCCCCUCAAUGAACCGUACAUAUUCUUCAUCUAAUAGUCACAUUAUCACACAUUUAAGUUUCAUUGGAAGACUUGUCUAAUAUAAUAUACAACUCUGUAAUUGGACAUUUAUUUCUUUUCUGAACUAAAUAUAUGUUUUAGCUGUUAUUAAACCUUAUGUAACAUGAAACACAUGAAACAACUUGUAAAAACACAAAGAAAUCAAAAGUAACAAUCAAUUUAUCCUAAUGGUUCAGGGAGUAGCAGCCCAUUCCAUAUUCAUACACUGUAUCCCUGCUAUAACAGCCAUAUAAUAACAAUUUGAGUUGGUGCCUUUUCCAUUUAAUAGAACGCUUUUCACUGUACAGAUAUUCUGUUGUAUGUUCAAACGCAAAAGCACAAUACAUGUAAAUAGGCAAUGCAUGGUUCUUUAUAUACGUAUUUGCUACAUUGAUGACUAGGAUGCAGAAAUGAAUAAUAGUCUUUGAAGUCUGUAUUGAACUGGAGGCAUUGUACGAGGUGUUACUCUGAUUAAGCUCCAUAAUAAAUUAUAUUUGUUGCUGUUUUUGUACAGUGUAA
Xenopus laevis (African clawed frog) is the source of this 1798-nucleotide messenger RNA. RefSeq names its product serine-rich and transmembrane domain-containing 1 L homeolog (gene sertm1.L). The transcript is spliced from 2 exons. Lineage: Eukaryota; Metazoa; Chordata; Amphibia; Anura; Pipidae. The record is from RefSeq and is a predicted model, not a curated record. Bases 340 to 666 code for a protein of 108 amino acids.